This is a messenger RNA of Oncorhynchus kisutch (coho salmon), 7685 nucleotides long. RefSeq names its product nodal modulator 1-like. Bases 124 to 6099 code for a protein of 1991 amino acids. The transcript has 45 exons. The record is from RefSeq and is a predicted model, not a curated record. Gene Ontology annotation, cellular component: endoplasmic reticulum membrane. Gene Ontology annotation, molecular function: carbohydrate binding. NCBI's taxonomy places the organism in Eukaryota, Metazoa, Chordata, Actinopteri, Salmoniformes, Salmonidae.
AGGGAAUGCGGCUUUGUUUUCCUUCUGCUGACUGACAGCCAACGUCAGCUAGCUACGCUAGUUAGCUAACAAAGUUGUUCAUUAACUUUCGUUGAUAUUAAAAGUGCACGAGGACAACUGGAAAUGGAGAGAGACUCAGUGUUCCACAAUGACCGUCUGGGAGCACCACGUAACCCACUACUGGACCAGCUCCCCAGCUACCAGUCUCUGCUGUACCGCAGAAAGCCCUCCGCCUCGGGCAGUAACAAGCGCCGUGGCAGCUCACGGACCAGGCUGGGCUCCUCCAGCAGUGGGAAAUGGGGACAGACCACAUUGGCCAGACAGCAUGAGGAGAAACUCAGGACUCAGACCCUACAGAGACCAGUCAGGGAACUGCCCAAACCUAUGGCGGAGAAACGCAGAGACAAGGACCAGCGUUUGGAGCAGGCCAAGGAUCUGAGCAGUUGGAGCCAGUGGAAACAGAGCACCAGACGGACCCUGAGGAGGCUGAAGGAGGAUGGGUUUGAGAUGCUCAGCAACCUGGAGCUCUGGAGGGGAGACAUCCAUGUCAUUGAGGGGAUGUUUGGCACGGGGAUCCUGUCCUACUUCUCCUUCCUGCGUUUCCUGGUGCUGCUCAACUUCAUCAUGUUCCUGCUCAUGUUCGGCUUCGUCAUGCUGCCCAUCAUCACCGCCCCCCAUGCCUCAGGGAACACCACCUUCAACCACGUAGAUGGCUUCGAGUGCAGUAACUACCCCAGCACCUCUCGCCGUGGCCUGGUGGUUUUCCACCAGCACAUCACAGACCUCCUCUCAGGGGCGGGCUUUCUGGAGCAGACCUACCUCUUCUAUGGUUACUACAAAGUAGAGACCAUUCACUUCCCUAAGUUCACCUACAACCUGCCUCUGGCCUACCUGCUGGUCACCAUAGCCUACCUCUUCCUCAGUCUCAUAUGGAUAGUCAAAAGGUCUGCGACUGGCUUCAAGCGUAAACUGGUGCAGGACGAGGAUCGCUUCCAGAGCUUCUGCAACAAGAUCUUUGCCGGCUGGGACUUCUGUAUCGUCAACGACAGCGCAGCCAGGCUCAAGAGGAGCAGUCUCCUUUAUGAACUGAAGACUGAUCUGGAAGAGGAGCGCAUCAAGCAGAAGAUAGCAGACAGGACACGGAAGGAGAAGUGUAGGAUCUACGUGAUCCGACUGAUCCUGAAUCUGUUUGUGAUCGCUGUACUGGCUGCCUGCUUCUACUCCAUAUACAUAGCCACCAACUUCUCCCAGAAAGCACAGAUGACCAAGGUGAACUUCAUCCUGGACCUGAUCUAUGAGUAUCUGCCUUCCAUCGUCAUCACCCUGGCCAACUUCAUCACCCCCCUCAUCUUCUCCCUCAUCAUCCAGUUUGAAGACUACUCCCCCGCCUUUGAGAUCCGCUUCACUCUCAUGAGGUGUGUGUUCAUGCGCCUGACCAGUAUCUGUGUGCUUCUCGUCUCCCUCUGGGGUCAGAUCACCUCUUGCCAGGAAGGCAACUGUGUCUGCGGGUACAACCAUAUCCUCUACCCGUGUUGGGAGUCUCGCGUGGGCCAGGAGAUGUACAAACUCAUGAUCUUUGAUUUCAUUAUCAUUGGUGCCGUCACUGUCUUUGUGGAGUUCCCUAGGAAACUCAUAGUGGACUACUGUGACUGCGGCCUAGCCAAGUGGUGGGGCCAGCAGGAGUUUGCCAUCCCCCAGAACGUCCUGGAGAUUGUGUAUGGCCAGACCAUCUGCUGGAUCGGGACGUUCUACUGCCCCCUGCUGCCCGCCAUCUGCACCAUCAAGUACUUCAUCAUCUUCUACAUCAAAAAGGUGACCCUGGUGAAUAACUGCCGCCCGGCCACCCGUCCGUUCCGAGCCUCCAGCUCCAACUUCUUCUUCCUGGCUGUGCUGCUGAUUGGCCUGGCACUGGCUUGUGUACCUGUCACCAUUGGCAUUGCACAGAUCAGCUGUUCCCAGGCCUGUGGUCCCUUCGUUAACUACACCACAUCCUGGGAGGUGCUCCCCCGGACGGUGUCCCAGCUGCCUGCAGGAGCACGCACGUUCCUCCUGGCCAUCUCCUCUGAGGCCUUCGCCGUCUCCCUCUUUGUCAUCACAUGCCUGGCCAUGUUUUAUGUCAUUGCUCUAGCUGGAGCACACAAGCGAGUGAUCAACCAACUGAGGGAACAGCUAGUCAUGGAUGGGCGAGACAAGCGUUUCCUGAUCCAGAAGCUGUGUCAGGCCCAGAGGACCUGUGCUAUUAUAUCCACAGGUGCUGGUUCCCAGUCCCACUCCUCAGACAGAGUCAGUCCCAGCUACCGCUCCAACUCUGGGGUCUUCCUGAUCCAGCCACCCCCGGACUCUGCUACUCAUGUCCUGCUGCUCCUUCAACAGCGCAGCGUACGGAACCGGAGGCAGCGUGCACUGUCAAUUCAGUUGUCCAGAAAAAUCUUGUGGCGAAAACGCGGAAUAACGGAACCGGCAGACAUGGCAGUGUUCUGGAUAUUAUUUGGAAUCAUCUGCUGCCAGUUUAUUACAGUGUCAGCUGAUGACAUUGUGGUGGCCUGCGGAGGGUUCGUGAAAUCCGACGUUGAAAUCAACUACUCGCUGAUCGAGAUUAAAGUGUACACCAAACAAGGGUCUUUGAAAUAUCAGACGGACUGUGCUCCCAUCAAUGGAUACUUUAUGAUUCCCCUCUAUGACAAGGGAGACUUUGUGUUGAAGAUUGAGCCUCCUCUUGGGUGGAGCUUUGAGCCCACCAGUGUGGACCUCUAUGUGGACGGGGUCAAUGAUAUCUGCACCAAGGAGCAGGACAUCAACUUUGUCUUCACUGGCUUCUCUGUCUCUGGAACGGUGCUAAGUAAAGGCCAACUCCUGGGCCCAGCUGGGGUGGAGAUCAGCCUGACCAGGGAGGGAACAGGAGAAAAGCUGCAGACUGUGCUCACUCAGCCUGGAGGAAAGUACACAUUCUCCAAAGUACUUCCUGGAAGUUAUGACAUCAUUGCUUCUCAUCCGUCCUGGACCUUGGAGCAGAGCGCUACGUCAGUGCGUGUGUCCAGUGCCAAUGCAGUGGCUGCAGAACAUCUGGUGGUGGGAGGGUAUGAUGUCUCUGGGGAGGUCCGGAGUGAUGGGGAGCCCAUGAAAAAAGUCACCUUCCUCCUCUACUCUGCCAUAGUGAAGGAGGACAUCAGUGGCUGUGACACAGCCCCAGUGGAUGGAGCCGAGUCUGGAGAUGACUCCCUGGUCUACCUGUGUAGCGCCCUGUCCCGAGACGACGGCAUCUUCUCCUUCCCCUCACUGGCCAGCGGAGAUUACACUGUGAUUCCCUUCUACAGGGGAGAGAGGAUCACAUUUGACGUGGCGCCUUCCAGAAUGGACUUCAGGGUGGAGCACAACAGCUUGAAGCUGGAGCCCAUCUUCCGUGUCAUGGGUUUCUCUGUGACCGGCAGGGUUCUCAACAGCCUGGAGGGGGACGGGGUACCUGACGCCACGGUAACCCUCAACAACCAGAUCAAAGUUCUGACCAAAGAGGACGGCUCCUACCGCCUGGAGAAUAUGACCACCGGUACCUACACCCUCCGCACGCACAAGGACCUCAUGUUUUUUGAGCCAAUCACGGUGAAGAUAGCUCCCAACACGCCUCAACUCCCUGACAUCAUCACUGCUGGGUUCAGCGUGUGUGGUCAGAUCGCAAUCACCCGUCUGCCAGAGGGCCUGAAGCAGCAGGGGCGUUACAAGGUGACCCUCACUCCCCGGGGACAGGACAACACCGCCACCCGCACCACCGACUCAGACCAGCAGGGGGCCUUCUGCUUCCAUGCCAAACCUGGAGACUACAGUGUUACUGUGUCUCUUCCUGAGGCGGAGGUAAAGGCUGGCCUGGCCCUGCAGCCUGCUGCUCUGGAGGUCUCCCUGGUGGACAGGCCCCUCUCCGACCUCCUCUUCACCCAGUUCAUGGCCUCCGUCUCGGGCAGGGUCUACUGUCUGGCGAACUGUGAUGACCUGUCGGUGACCCUGCAGCCGGUGAGUCGUCAGGGGGAGAGGAGGAGCAUGCUCCUCUCGGGGAGCGGUGACACCUUGGAAAUCUCCUUCGACAACGUUCUGCCUGGCAAAUACAAAGUGAGUAUCUCCCAUGAGGAGUGGUGCUGGAAGCUCAAGUCAGUGGAGGUGGAGGUGCUGGACUCUGACGUGCUGGGAGUAGAGCUCAGACAGAUAGGCUACAUCCUCCGCUGCUCCCUGUCCCACGCCAUCACCCUGGAGUUCUUUCAGGACGGCAGCAAGCCUGAGAACGUUGGCGUCUAUAACCUCUCCAAGGGGGUCAACCGCUUCUGUCUCUCCAAGCCUGGUGUGUACAAAGUGACUCCUCGAUCUUGCCACCAAUUCGAACAGGACUAUUAUACCUACGACACGUCUGCCCCCACUAUCCUGACCCUGACUGCAGUGAGACAUCACAUGACUGGCCUAAUCACCACUGAUAAGAUCCUAGAUGUCACGGUCACCAUCAAAUCCUCCAUAGAGUCUGAGCCAGCUCUGGUCCUAGGCCCUCUGAGAAGCCUGGAGGAGCAGAGACAGGAGCAGCAGCUGCAGGAGAUCGAGCUGCGGCGCCAGGAGAGGGAGAGACGCGCCCAAGAGGCUGAGGAUGGAGGUGACAGCCAGCCCCCCAUCCAAGAGAGAGCUGAUGAGCUCACCAGCCCCUUUCACUACGAAUUUUCUUACUGGGCCAGGGCUGGGGAGAGGAUCACUGUGACUCCCUCCUCCAAGGAGCUUCUCUUCUAUCCGCCGGAGAUUGAGGCUACUAUCACUGGAGAGUCUUGUCCAGGGCGUGUGGUAGACAUCGCGGGGCGCGCUGGUCUGUUCCUGGAGGGCCAAGUGACGCCAGAGCUGCAGGGGGUGGAGAUCUCCAUCACCGAGAGAGGAGCCAAGGCCCCCCUCGUCACCGUCGCCACCAACGAGAACGGGGCUUACAGUGUUGGUCCCCUGCACAGUGACCGUCACUAUGACGUCAGUGCCAGUAAGGAGGGCUUCAUCCUCAGCACUGUAGAGGGAACCCAGGGAGACUUCAAGGCCUUCGCCCUGGCUGGAGUCACCUUCAAGAUCAAGUCAGAGGAUGGUCACUCUCUGUCUGGAGUCCUGCUGUCUCUCAGUGGAGGAUCGUUCAGAUCCAACCUGCUCACCCAGGACACUGGUGUCCUCACCUUCAACAACUUGAGCCCAGGCCAGUACUACUUCAAGCCCAUGAUGAAGGAGUUCAGGUUUGAGCCAGCCUCUCAGAUGAUCACCGUCGAGGAGGGACAGAACCUCAGCAUCGACAUCACCGGAUUCAAAACCGCAUACAGCUGCUACGGGGCAGUUCAGUCCCUGAGUGGAGAUGCUGAGAGGGAUGUGUCAGUGGAGGCAGUGGGACAGGCAGAGUGUAGUAUCUACAGCGAGGACACAGUCACUGACGAGGAGGGACGCUUCAGGCUCAGGGGCCUGCUGCCUGGCUGUAGAUACCUGAUCCAGCUGAGAGCUCAGGGCAACGACCACAUCGAAAGAGCCCUGCCUCAGCACCGCUCCAUAGAGGUUGGGAGCACCGACAUCGUGGGAGUCAACAUCAUCGCCUUCAGGCAGAUCAACCAGUUUGACCUGAGUGGGAACAUCAUCACCUCAUCAGAACACCUGCCCACCCUCUCUGUGAAGCUGUAUAAGAGUGACAACCUUGACAACCCCAUCAACAGUGUGUCUUUGGGACAGUCCCUCUUCUUUCACUUCCCGCCUCUGGACAGGGAUGGAGAGACCUAUGUGUUGAUGCUGCACUCCACACUGUCUCGCUCCCAGUACGACUUCUCUCUGCCCCAAGUCUCCUUCACCUCUACAGGCUACCAUAAGCACAUCACUUUGACCUUCAACCCCAAUCGUAAAGUUCCUGACCAGGACGUAGCCCAGGGCUCCUACAUAGCUCUACCCCUCACUCUACUGCUCCUGCUGGCAGCCUACAACCAUGAGAAGGUGAUCCCCCUGCUGCUGCAGCUGGUGAGCCGUCUGCAGGGGGUGCGUAGCCUGAGCCAGGCCGGUGGGGACAACGCUGCCCUGGACGAGGCCAAACGCCAGGCCAAGAGACAGAAGACCCGACGCACAUGAUCCACAGACCUAACAUCUAGCAUGUAAACUACCCCAACAGGAACCACAGACUUGUGUCUGAAAUGCCACCUUGUUCCAUGUAUAGUGCACUACUUUUGACCAGAACCCUAUGAGAGUAGUGCACUAUGUAGGGGAUAGGGCCAUUUCAUUCGCAGCCAUACUGUACAAUAGCAUACUUUACCGUACAAUACCCAUAGCCAACCAGGCUCUGCAUGGGUUCUAUGGAAGACUGGCUGUGUAGUUCUGUGGGACUCCUUUGUUUUAUAGAACACUCACUCAUCAGAAAUAUUAAGAAGAAUCCAUUUUGUCUAUGUAUAUGAGCCAUUGGUGCUUUUCUUUAUUUUAUUUUUUACAUUUGUAAUGAAUGAAUUGUCAAUUGAGAGAAAAAAACAACUAUGGAGGUCUUAAGGGAGGUGGUUACGUCAAUGUGGGUUUCAUGGGGAUUUUGGGAUUCAGGGUCACGCUUUGUGGUAACGAUGCAUCAUGAAAGCUUUAUAACUCGUUAUAAAAGUGACAAACUGUUCAUGACAAGUAAUUUACUAUGACGUGUAAUGGCAUUCAUUUUAAUCACAUCCAAUUCAGCCAACUGUUCAAGUCACUGCAAGUCACUGUCAUAAGGAGGGCCAGGAGUUUUUUUUCCGUGACCACAUGACCUGACCAGAUGUUGGACUAUAAAUGGUUCCUGGUCUGAAUAAACUCCUGGCUCUAGUAUGGAAUGGUUUGUCAUAAUGGUCAUGAAUUGUUAUGUCAUGUUUCUAUAAUGGGUUCGACAGGCUGUGAUGGAUUGAAUGUGUUGGUGUGUCAGUUUGCUCAGGGAGAGUGGGUGGGUUGAGGGUGGGGGGGUUUGAAAGGGUUAGGGUUAAUCAUUACAGUAACAAGAUAAGAAAUUAAGAUUUCGGGUAGGGAGCUGUAGGGGUAUAACUUUUUGUUAGUGAUAAUUAUUAAUUUAUUAACAUUUUAUUUGUCUGAUGUGAAUGAUGAGCAGUUUGGUAGCAAAUUUAUUUUAUGGUGUGUUUGUGUUUUUGAGAAAAUAAACAGAUUUCAUGGUAUGCAAGCUAUCUGAAGGCAACGGCAACCAGUGUAAAUGUAUCAGACAAGUAUCUAUUACGUACGAGGAGAUAUUUCCUCAACGAAUUCCGGGACGAAUCCUAACUUUCACUUUAAAAGUCAAAUCUUUACAGGUUUUCCCCAUUGACAUCAAUGCAUGACUAAGUGAAAAUUCACUUGUAAGUUAGGAUUUGCAGUACAAUGUUUGUCUUGACCUCACGUUGCCUUAAGCUAAAAUAAAAUAUGUGAUCAUAAAUAAUUACUGAAGAAAAUGUCAUUGGUUCAUCCAAGUUUCUACUCGUGGUAAUAUUAAUGCUGAAUGUGAAAUGGAACCACCCGAACCAAUCUCUUUUUGUACAUGGUAUGCUAUUCUCCUGUUCUUCUUAGUUAUGGCCAAUUUUAAAGAAAAAGAUGAACAGGCCAAUGGCUAUUUACUGAGUUGAAACAUAUUCCAAUUAGGUUAUGGUUGCCGGAGAGAGUCGGUUUGAAGAGACUGAUCUGUGUGAAAUGAAUGAUAAAUAAAAUCUUGGGAAAAUGUG